CAAUUUGUUAAGUCCAGUCACGCUAACAAGGACUCGAGAGGUGGGCUUUGGUAACAAAUAAGCUGCAGUGUGACUGACCAUUUGAGUCUGGUUACAAUAGCGACGAUGCUAUGGGCGAGGGAAAACGCAAACGUAUUGCAAAAAGACGUAGAGCUGUAUUUCGGGGUACCCAGAAGUCCUGUUCGGACUCUGAGGUAGCCCAAUCAAAGUUCAAAGACCGUAAGUCUAAGAGGGAUUUACUACCAUGGCCAAAGGCUAUCGAAACUCUUACGGUCGACGAACUCGCCCUUCAUCGCCGAAGACGAGUUCAAGAUAUCCUGAAAGAUACUUUGGAUCCAUAUUACCAUGGAGAAAGUGACAGUGCUGUUGAAAAUCUUAUUACCGAGUAUAGAAGAGCUUUCAGAGCAUUUAGUGAAGAUUCAUUACUUCUUCGGGAUAAUUACUUAAGAAAUUUCGAACGAAAUUUACAAACUAAAACUUCAGCAGAGCUGAGUACUAGUACUGAAGUGAAUAAGCCAGAUGAUAAGUCGAUGGAGUCCAAUACUGGACUCUUGAGUAUUACUGGUCAUGCCUCCAGACCACAGCCAAUCAGACGAGGUACCAGUUUAAGACGUGGUGGUGAAUUUUAUUCAGACACAGAGUCUUCUACCAACUACAAAACAUACGAAGGUAUUCAUCGUGCAGAACUAGCUCGUCGACCAACGUCUUUGAAAAUGGAGGGAGACAUGCAAACUGUCACCGAGCAGUGUGAGAAGUUUACUGGGUGGAUGAACGUCGGUAGACCAGAGUUGGCACGAAUUCCUACACACUUGAAAAUGGAGGGUCGACUGGAAACCUCUACAGAAAGUCACGACCAAUAUGUGCCAUUUAUUGGAGCUAGAAGACCGGAAAUACUUCGUCAGAAUGCUCAUCUAAAACUUGAAGGAGAAUCGAACUUUAUUCCGGAGUAUACUGAUGUAUUCAGACCACAUGUUAGACAUGAGAAAAGAUAUCCAAUGUUUCCAGAAUCUCAUUUAAAAACUGGCGGAGAUUUCAGUGGACAUACUGAAAAUUUUCAAAACUUUGUCGAUCCUAGAGGCGCAGUUCCUAUUGAUGACAGACAUAAGGAUUCUGAUACUGAAGAUACAGAAAAUCAAAUCAAACAUCAGAAUGAUAAUCAAAGAACAGAAGAAGACAUGAAGAUGAUUGUGUCAAAGUUAGAACACCUUAAAGGACCACCUCUCGAAGUACCUGAAUACAAAGAUGCUUACAAAGAUUUUCCAAGAGAAAGGCCAAAACUCUUGAAACCUGAGGACGAAAUUGGUCGUGCAGAUGGUUCGAAAGUUCAUUUGUCAUCAAGUUCAGGAAAGUUUUCAACAAAAAUAGACCAAGAUCCGGAAUAUAAGUCCAAGUAUCUUGAUAGAGAUCGUCCAGUGUACAGGAAACCUCCAAUGUCACGAAGGCCUUCUGGAGGUUCAAAUUUUGGUAAACGUUUAGUUCCUGAUAUGAGACAUUAUGUGCCUACAAGUGAAGUUAGAUCUCAAUACGUACCAUAUGGACAUGUACCACGAGUAGAAACAUUCAGAAGACCAAUUAGUUUACGUCCUGAAGGAAGUAUGAAUCUCCAACCAGAGUAUCGAGAUGCUUAUUGUAGGAAAAAAGAUCAUCCGGUGGUUGAAUCAAGGUAUAGGAAUCGUGAUCGUAGUUAUAGUGGCUCCAGAAGAAGAAGUAGUAACUGGAUGAAUUAUAAUAAUGAUAAUAAUAAUAAUAACCUUAAUGAUCAUACUAUUGAUCAAACUGAAAUGAUUGAUUCCGGACAAAAUGCAUUUCAAAUACUCCAUUCGAAAGCUGAGCAUGAUAAUUUAGCUGGAAAACCACCAGCAGGAAGUAGAAGGAGUUCUAUUCUAUCUCAAGCUGUUCGACCCACACAUCUAGACAUUAUGAGCCCAUCAGCAGUAAAGAAUCGAUCUCCAAGCCCAACUUACCGAUUACAUGUUUGUAACGUAGAUGAUGAAACUCGAGGUUUUAAUCGUCGUCGACAAUUAGCAUCCAUGCAUCAAUCAAGUCCUAUGGCUGAUGCGACUGCUGAUGAAGACAAUAUAAGACCAUAUUCUCCUAGCUUUGGAAAACAGCCAAAACCAAAUAACAAUGGAAACCGUGCUUUUGUUGUCUUAGAUGAUUCAAUGAAUAAUCAAGCUACGUCAGAGACACGUCGAACACGUUUUAAUAAUAAUUCUAACAAUGAAAUGUCGAGAGAUCCAAAAAUAAGAUACAGAAAUAAAACUCCACCUAAUUGGAUGCCUCCCUGGUAUGAUAACACGAGUACAAUUUAAUUUUAAUAAAAUGAAGUGUUUUAGAUGAACGAUUAAUUUGAUGUUUAUUCAAAAAAUUCACUGCC
Molecule: messenger RNA, 2377 nt
Organism: Chelonus insularis
Lineage: Eukaryota; Metazoa; Arthropoda; Insecta; Hymenoptera; Braconidae
Exons: 7
Coding region: 111-2312 (733 amino acids)
Source: RefSeq, a predicted model, not a curated record